Molecule: messenger RNA, 2661 nt
Organism: Passer domesticus (house sparrow)
Lineage: Eukaryota; Metazoa; Chordata; Aves; Passeriformes; Passeridae
Product: serine/threonine-protein phosphatase 4 regulatory subunit 3B-like
Biological process (GO): DNA damage response; protein dephosphorylation
Cellular component (GO): protein phosphatase 4 complex; nucleoplasm
Molecular function (GO): protein phosphatase activator activity
Source: RefSeq, a predicted model, not a curated record
UUACCAUGGACGGUCAUGAGCCCAACAUUCUGGAAAGUGGGAGUUGGAGGGAUGGACCAAUCAGCAGGCUCCGAUGCAGGUUACAUCACAAUGGCUGAAGAACGCCUGAGGCAGUUGGAGGGGCAGAGCACCAGGAGGGCAGCGCAGAGUUGGCUGCUCUCUUGCUUCUCUCUCGUCCGCUUUGGGUAUUGGUGCCGUUCUCUGGAAGUUACCCAGGGCCUUCUUGAGUCAGAAGAAGAAUGCCUAAAAACAUGGGUAGAAUUAGAUUUGAUAGACCUUCCCGCCUGUGAACUCCACAGUCUUGGGGAGUUGGCAGACCUAAUGUCUUCUGUUCCCGUCUCACUCAUCUGUACGAAAAAGCUAGCGCUGGCCUUGAAGAAUGAAGGCUAUAUUCCAAAACUGCUACAGCUUUUCCAAGUCUGUGAGAGUGCAAAGGACACGGAAGCCUUGCAUCUUCUGUUUGAGAUAAUGAAAGGAAUUUUGUGCUUGGACAAAACCAUUCUGUUUAAGAUGAUGUUUUCUGAUGAGUAUAUUCUGGGUGUUCUCGGAUGCCUUGAAUAUGAUCCUCGUUUGGCUCAGCCAGGAUGGCACAGGGAAUUCUUGACCAAAAAAGAAAAGCUUCAGGAUGCUAUUCCUGUCAGAAACCCUGAACUCAGGCAAAAAAUCCGGCAGACAUCCAGGGCACACUACAUUCAAGCCAUCAUCAAUCCAAAUCCAUUGGAUUUUAAAGGGGGUUCUCUUUCUACCCUCAAUUCCUUCAUCAGCUCCAGCAAACACAAGAUUUUUCAGGCAUUGCAGAAAGAUCAGAAAUUUUUGCCUGAAGUUUUUGCACGAUUAACAAAUGAAGAUACAACUGGUGAACAACAAUGUGAAUUGAUGAAGUUUUUCAAGGAAUUCUGUGCCUUUUCUUGCAUGUUACCUAAGAAAAGAGAGGAAUUUCUUCAAACUCUAGCAAAGCUGAAAUUUCUUCCAAUUCUUGAAAUGUUAAUGAAAAAGGACGAUCUGCAAGUUAGAUCUGCUGCUACAGAUAUAUUGUGUUACCUAGUAGAAUUUAGUCCAACCACUGUCCAACAAUUUGUAAUGCAAGAGGCCAAGCAGAAUGAGAAUGAUACCCAACUCAUCACUGAGAUCAUUGAGCAGAUAGUCUGUAGUCCUGACCCUGAAUUUGGAGGAGAUAAUAAGUUGAUGGAGAUUUUGUGUGCUUUGAUCAAUCCACAAAAAAUGCUGGCUGUAGCUAGUCAUUUAGAAGUAUUUGAAUUUCUCGAUAUCUUCUACGACCGUUACAUUGAAGUUCUUAUAGCGCCGCUUCUGGCUCAUACAUCUGAAGAAUGGAAUGACAUAGAUAAUUAUCAAACAGCAGAAAUACUUGCCUCAGUUUUGAAGCUGUUGUCUUUUUGUGUCGAACGGCACAAAUAUCACAUGAAGAAUUUCGUCAUCAAGAAAGAUCUCCUGAGAAGAACACUGGUUUUGAUGAAAACCAGACACAGAUUUCUGGCCUUGUGUGUUCUUCGCUUUAUGAGGAGGAUAAUUGGCCUGCAGGAUAACGUUUAUAACCAAUACAUCACUGUGGGAAACCUGUUUGAACCAGUUGUAAAUGCUGUGCUGGAGAACAAGUAUAGCUGCAACCUGCUCAUGUCUGCCUCGAUAGAGCUGUUUGAAUUCAUCCAACAGGAGAAUAUGCAUUUCCUUAUUGCACAUAUAGUUGAAAACUUCUCGGAUGCACUGGAAUCUGUCAAAUACGUUCACACAUUUGAGGAACUGAAGACAAAAUAUGAGCAAGCAAAAAAGCAAGAAGCAGCAAGAUGUGAGCAACAUGAGAAACUGAACAGGGUCUCCAUAUUGCCUGGUGAGACACUUGUCAAAAAAGCAGUAGUCUCACAGGAUGAAGGUGAAGAGAAGGCAGCUCCAACAUCACCAGCAAGCUCCAGUGACUCCCAUCCAACGAGCACAACCCUGACCGCAGUGGUGACAUCCCCCAAGAGAGGUAUAUUUGAAAUAUUUGGUUAUCCUGAUGAUGAAGAUGAUGAGGCAUCACCAAAGAAAAAAGCUCGUCUGGAUUCCUAAAAGCAACUGCAAUUUUAAAAUAUGGACUUUCAUUAUGGGCUUUCCAAUGCUGCAACUGUUUAAUGUUAAAAUACGGAGCCAGCUGCAAUCCAGCACAUAGAUAUCUCUAGUAAUAUAUGUUAUUAUAUAAUAAUAAUAGUAAUAAUAAUAAUAAUAAUAAUAAUAAUAAUAAUGUAAUGUAGUGGUAGUAUAUGUUUAUAAUACAAUACAAUACCAUAUAAUAUAAGUAAUAUAAUUAAUAUUACAAAGUAUAGUAGUAACGUAGAUUAGGUCCAUUUCUCAUGGAAUAGUUUAAUGUGAAGCCAUUUCUAUGUUUUGGAGAUUUAGAUAGUAGUUAGUUUAAGGUAGUGGCUAGGUUUAAUUGUAGCUCUUGUUUGGAAAAAAAUUGCCUUCUCUAUAGCUAUAUAAGAUAGUUUGUUCCAUCAAACAAGUUUAUAUUGUAUUGAAGAUCCAAAUGUACUUGUUUUAUACCAUUUGUAAGCAUGUUGCAAUAUUAAUGUUGAGCUGUAAAAUUUAGGAAUUAAAAUUAGACUCUGUAAUUUCAUAAGAUGUGUUAUUUGUAGGUACUAUAUUAAUAAAAAGUUACAUGAAACCUGA